UCGGUCUUGACUUUAGGUUAUAUAUAUAAGAAAGUCGAAGGAGAUAAGAAUUUAGAUUUAUCUGUAAGAAAAGGCUAAGCUUUUAUUACAGAUCCAGCAAUGGAGAUUUAAAUUAUAACUUGCGGUGUAGUUGGAGUAAUUUAUUUAAGGUUUUGUUUGUUCAACGAAUCUUGGAAAGAGUGACGAAGAAGGGUUUGAAUAUUUGAAUUGUAGUUUGUCGUCUUCUUUCUUGAGAUUAAAGAGAAUAGUUUAUUAAUUGUUGAAGAAGAAGAAGGAAAAAAGAAGAAAGCAUUAUGGCGAACAGAUGGUGGGCAGGAAAUGUGGUGAUGAAUCCGAUGUCGUCGUCUCCGUCAGGCGGCGGCGGCGGCCCAUCUCUCCACCUGAGAAAUAACUCCGAGGAUGAAAAUGCUGCUUUGAACCAUAACCUAUCGAAUAGCAGCGGGAGUAACCCUAACCAGAACCCUGACGAUGGUGAUAAUUACGAGGAAGCUCACCAGAACCCAACCGGAGAUAUCGAGAUCUCCGGGCCGUCGGGCGGCGGCUCCGGCCGCCGCCCCAGGGGCCGGCCCGCCGGAUCGAAGAACAAGUCCAAGCCGCCCAUCGUCAUCACCAAGGACAGCCCCAACUCCCUCCGCAGCCACGUACUGGAAAUCAGCAGCGGCAGCGACAUCUCCGACAGCAUCGCCACCUUCGCCCAGCGCCGCCACGUCGGAGUUUCCGUCCUCAGCGGAAGUGGGGUCGUGAGCAACGUGACCCUCCGGCAGCCGGCUGCCCCAGGUGGGGUGCUCAACCUCCACGGAAGAUUCGAGAUACUAUCCUUAUCUGGGGGAUUCCUGCCUCCGCCGUCGCCAACGGGGGCUAGUGGGCUGACAGUGUAUUUGGCCGGAGGCCAGGGUCAGAUAGUCGGCGGAACGGUGGUCGGUGCACUGGUGGCAUCUGGUCCGGUGAUGGUCAUCGCCGCUACGUUUACCAACGCCGCUUACGAGAGGCUGCCUCUGGAAGAAGAUCCCGCGCCCGGAGAAGGAGUGCAGUCAAAGCCGCCGUUGACUUUAUCGUCAGGAGCAAACACUACUGAAACCGCCGAUGCAUCUGGCUCUCUCAGCCGUGGUGGUUUGGCAGAUAAUCAUCAUUCGCCGGCGGCGUUGUAUAAUAAUAAUAAUAUAGCUCCAAACUUGCUUCCACCCAUCAAUGGCGGUGGCCUAAUGGCGGCGCAUGAUGUGUUUUGGGCUCCACCGCCUCGUCUUCCUCCUCCGCCGUAUUAA
Molecule: messenger RNA, 1262 nt
Organism: Erythranthe guttata (spotted monkey flower)
Lineage: Eukaryota; Viridiplantae; Streptophyta; Magnoliopsida; Lamiales; Phrymaceae
Product: AT-hook motif nuclear-localized protein 15
Cellular component (GO): nucleus
Molecular function (GO): minor groove of adenine-thymine-rich DNA binding; DNA-binding transcription factor activity
Source: RefSeq, a predicted model, not a curated record